UACACUCUACGUUAUGGCGGCGCAUCAAAGAAAUGAGAUACACAGACUGUUAUGAAGGAAGGACUAAGCUAUGUAAUGAAGUCUAUAUUCGUGGUAACUUUGAAUAUCGAUGUAAUUAUUAGAACGUGUUUAAAAGGUGAACGGUGAUGAAUCAAAUGAAAUAUUUUAAAUCGUUCGAAUGUCAAAUCGUGAAAGUUAAUUAAUUUACUGCAGUGAAUACGACUGUCCUGUAUUGUGUCAUUGACUCGAGUCGAAGUGUCAAAAUCGUACUAACUAGCUCUCCUGAAAUUUCAUCGAGACGUUUACAUCGAUAAUUUGUUUAAGAAACUUUGUUCGACUGUUUGAAAUCAGAUCUGAACAAUAUAUUUCUUGGCUAAUCAAUUGUUAUCAAAUCGAAAAUUCUCAUCUGGUAGAAUUUACACGGAAAUGAAAAGAUGUUUUUACAUGUAUAUUAAAAUUACAUGUUGAACACAACAAUGAAAGACUUUUUGAUAUAAUUAAAUAUUGAUUUGCAAAAUAUGAUACCAAUGGAAAAAAAUUACCAAACAUUCAUUAGGAUGUGUUUAUUUAAUGUUGUUUAUCAUUGAUCACAUCUUUACUGAGGCCAAAGAGUGAUGCCGGUUCAUCAGAUCAAUGUUAAUCCGCCUGACUGGCAACCACCUUUGUCACUUGGUCCUUCCAAUAAUAAUAGCCCUGCUGGUGGUGAAAGUUUACCAGAAUGGACACCAAGGGAAUCAGCAUAUGCAACAGUAGUUACCAUCAUACCAGAUCAUUGUCACUCAUCUGUCAGUACAUUGUCUUCAAGCAAUCAUGAUAUUUGUAGAAUAUGUCAUUGUGAAGGAGAAGAAAGUGCUCCUCUGUUAGCACCUUGUUACUGCAGUGGCAGUUUACGAUACGUACAUCAAACUUGUCUUCAACAAUGGAUAAAAGCUUCAGACAUACGUGCUUGUGAAUUAUGUAAAUUCACAUUUAUUAUGCAUGCUAAAACAAAGCCAUUCUGUGAGUGGGAAAAACUCGAAAUGUCUGCUCUAGAAGUUCGCAAAUUAUGGUGUGCAGUUGCUUUUCAUGCAGUAGCUGCACUUUGUGUGGCUUGGUCUUUAUAUAUACUUGUUGAACGAUCUGUAGAAGAAGCUCGACGUGGAUACGUAGACUGGUCUUUCUGGACUAAACUAAUAGUUGUUGUAAUUGGUUCUACAGGAGGCUUAGUUUUUAUGUACAUUCAAUGUAAAGCAUACAUUACGCUAUGCAGAAAAUGGCGAGCAUUCAACAGAGUAAUAUUUAUUCAAAAUGCUCCUGAGAAAGUGGUGCUUCCUCCUUCACCUACAGACUCAUUGAGAGAAGUAACAUUGCCUCUAAAGGAUCCAACUGCCUCUAUGCCUGAGCUCAAUCAUACCUUAUUACCCCGUAACAUAGACCCUCCAUGUGCCUCGCAGAUGGUGAAACCAGAUUCUGCCGCGCCUCCACAAAGGCACGACGCUCAAUUGAAACUUUAUGUAUUUGAUAAAUUAUCCUCGUCAGAAGAUAACUUGUAAUACAAUUGGGGUAAUACAGGUGGCUGCUAAUUGUGUAUUAAUAAUUAGCAAAAAAAAGAUGUAAUGCAAGUAUAAACGUGUGUCUAGAAGAAAUUGUAAUUCUAGACUACAGUACGAUUUCAAAAAUCGAAAUUUCUAUUUCGAAACUGUCGGAUAUCCGCCCUUAUGGAGCACAUUUAUCUGAAAUCUAGUACUUCAGUGCUUACAUUGACAAUGGGAUACUUGAAAGUGUUUAACCAUCAGGCUAAACAUUUUCUCUGACAAUUGUGUACAUAAUUAUUGUAUCUGUGAUGUUAUUAAAUAAACUUUACCAUAUUUAAACAAUA
This is a messenger RNA of Megachile rotundata (alfalfa leafcutting bee), 1858 nucleotides long. RefSeq names its product E3 ubiquitin-protein ligase MARCHF8. The record is from RefSeq and is a predicted model, not a curated record. Lineage: Eukaryota; Metazoa; Arthropoda; Insecta; Hymenoptera; Megachilidae. Gene Ontology annotation, molecular function: zinc ion binding.